Molecule: messenger RNA, 2537 nt
Organism: Abrus precatorius (Indian licorice)
Lineage: Eukaryota; Viridiplantae; Streptophyta; Magnoliopsida; Fabales; Fabaceae
Product: protein transport protein SEC23
Exons: 13
Coding region: 49-2337 (762 amino acids)
Biological process (GO): COPII-coated vesicle budding; intracellular protein transport; COPII-coated vesicle cargo loading
Cellular component (GO): COPII vesicle coat; endoplasmic reticulum exit site
Molecular function (GO): GTPase activator activity; zinc ion binding
Source: RefSeq, a predicted model, not a curated record
AGAAGAAGUGGGGGAAAGAUCGCUCUGAGAUCAGCGUUGUUGAGUUGAAUGGCGGAAUUCGUAGAUCUGGAAUCGCAAGACGGCGUGCGAAUGCCAUGGAACGUGAUCCCAGGCACAAAGCAAGACUCGCUAAACGCCGUCGUUCCGAUAUCUGCCAUAUACACUCCAAUCAAACACUUCCCAUCAAUGCCUCUCCUCCCUUACACGCCUCUCCGCUGCCGCACGUGCCGAUCCAUUCUGAAUCCCUUCUGCAUCGUCGACUUCGCCGCCAAGAUCUGGAUCUGCCCCUUCUGCUUCCAACGCAACCACUUCCCCACUCACUAUGCUUCCAUCUCCGACCAGAACCUCCCCGCAGAACUCUUCCCUCAAUACACUACCGUCGAAUACGACACCGUUAACGACCCUUCCCCUCACGUGCCCCCCGUUUUCCUCUUCGUCGUUGACACUUGCGUCAUCGAGGAGGAAAUCGGCUUCCUCCGCUCCGCGCUUUCCCAAGCCGUUGAGUUGUUGCCUGAGAAUUCCCUCGUUGGACUCGUUACCUUCGGGACUUUCGUGCAUGUUCAUGAAUUAGGGUUUGGAAUUGUUCCCAAGACUUAUGUGUUCAAGGGCUCUAAGGAUAUUUCCAAAGACCAGCUUCUCGAGCAGAUGAGUUUUUUCGCCAAGAAGCCCCGGCCUGCGGUCGGCGUUGUUGCCGGCGCCAGGGACGGCCUCUCCUCGGAGAGUAUUUCGCGUUUUCUGGUGCCAGCGUCCGAGUGCGAGUUUACUCUCAAUUCGGUUUUGGAGGAGAUGCAGAGGGAUCCUUGGACAGUCCCGGCGGAUCAGCGGGCAACAAGGUGUACCAGCACGGCGUUGAGUAUUGCUGCCAGUUUGUUGGGGGCGUGUGUGCCGGGUUCUGCUGCGAGAAUAAUGGCAUUUAUUGGGGGACCUGCGACAGAAGGACCUGCUCCGAUUGUAUCCAAACAACUUUCUGAACCAAUUCGCUCCCACAAGGAUCUGGAUAAAGAUUCUGUACUAUAUUACCAUAAAUGUGUGAAAUUCUAUGAUGGACUUUCGAAGCAGCUUGUCCAUCAAGGUCAUGUAUUAGAUCUCUUUGCUUGCGCUCUUGAUCAGGUUGGUAUUGCUGAACUUAAAACUGCUGUUGAAAGAACUGGGGGCCUUGUUGUACUUGCUGAAAGUUUUGGCCAUUCAGUGUUCAAGGAUUCACUUAAGCGAGUUUUCCAAUCAGGCGAUUAUGAUCUGGGUCUAUCGUCAAAUGGAAUAUUUGAGAUAAACUGCUCUAAGGACUUGAAAGUCCAAGGUAUUAUUGGCCCCUGUGCAUCUCUUGAAAAGAAAGGCCCAUUAUGCUCAGAUGUAGUUAUUGGGCAAGGUGGUACAAGUGCAUGGAAGAUGUGUGGUCUUGAUAAAUCCACAUCAUUGUGUCUAUUUUUUGACAUUGUGAGGAAAGAAAGUCCUGAUGCUACAAUGCAGUCCACAAGCAAUCAAUUUUACUUCCAAUUCUUGACCUAUUAUCAGAAUAACAGUGGGCAAAUGAGAUUACGGGUUACAACUCUUUCUCGUAGAUGGGUUGCUGGACCAGGAAGCAUACAGGACUUGAUUGCUGGAUUUGACCAAGAAGCAGCUGCUAUAGUCAUGGCGCGCCAAGUCUCUUUCAAAAUGGAAACAGAGGCUGAAUUUGAUCCUAUCAGAUGGUUGGACAAAGCAUUGAUAAAUUUGUGUUCCCGGUUUGGAGACUUCCAGAAAGAUAGUCCAUCUUCUUUCAGUUUGUCUCCCAGGUUGUCAAUAUUCCCACAAUUUAUGUUUCAUUUACGACGCUCUCAAUUUGUUCAGGUCUUUAACAACAGCCCAGAUGAGACUGCUUACUUUAGAAUGAUACUGAACCGGGAAAAUGUUGCUAAUUCUGUUGUCAUGGUUCAGCCUUCAUUGAUUUCUUAUUCAUUCCAUUCUGGUCCCGAACCAGCUCUUCUUGAUGUUGCAGCCAUUGCAGCUGACAGGAUCCUGCUUUUGGAUUCAUUUUUCACUGUUGUUAUUUUUCAUGGUUCAACCAUUGCUCAAUGGAGGAAGGCUGGAUAUCAUAAUGAACCAGAACAUCAGGCAUUCGCUCAAUUGCUAAAAGCUCCACAUGACGAUUCAGAUUUAAUAAUGAAGGAGAGAUUUCCUGUGCCUCGACUUGUUGUCUGUGAUCAGUAUGGCUCUCAGGCACGGUUUCUACUAGCAAAGUUAAAUCCUUCUGCUACUUACAAUACUGAAACUUCACAUCCCGGGGGGGAUAUUAUCUUUACGGAUGAUGUUAGCUUUGAGGUCUUCCUUGAUCAUUUACAGAGAUUAGUUGUUCAAUAAAAUUAUGUGGUAUGUGACUUUGUAAAAUUUUUCUUUGAGUGCUACUUGUACAUUAAUUUCAUUUUAGUAUGCUCUUAUAAUUUCCAAUUUUGUGCAAAAUGUUGUAAUUAUUCGGAAUCAUGCACUCAAGUCAAUGGCAUGAAUAUUAAAUCUAUUUGCUCAACUCAGAUUUAAAAAUUUCGCUGGAAUUAUUUUGGUAC